AUGUCAGGUCUCCUCAACUCGCGAUGGGCACCAGGUGCGCCCACAAGUGUCCACAGACCCCAAUACACUCCCCGGCCACAGACCAGUGGUAGUAUUCGCCUUACCCCACCCGGUAGUCUGUUGCCACCGGCCGAAGAAUUAUCACGGUUCAUGAAGAUCGUGGCAAGGUUAAGAUGGAAACUCCCAUUCCUGGCUGAGGGCUAUCGGCUCGCGACCCUGGAGACCGGUAAUGACAUGUCAGAUGACGUGGCGCAUGCAGAGAUAAUGUUCAAGAUUGAUUUCCAUGAAUAUUAUGCCCUUUUGGAGCGCGCCAUUGUUCACUUGCUCGCUGUGUUUAAUAUUGCCGUUACCUCGUCAAGGGGGUCGACUCAUAGCUCUGGCAAUGGGGUAGCCAAUGGUCAUUCGGUGGGAGUUCAUCGAUACCAUGCCAAUGUGCUAGAGGCGUUGCGGGAGCAGACGACGCCUCUUUCGCCGGUUCUUGGCAGUGGGUCUGUCUAUUUGAAACUGCAGAAAGCGAAAGACCUGCGCAAUAGAUGGAAGACUGCAGAUUUGACUAUGGAAGAGAGGGAAAGACAAGGCGAGCGCAAGGAUGUUCUGCGCUUGGCGGACUUUGACUUUGAGGGCAUUCUCUCUGGGAUUUUUGCCGGCCUUGAAGAGGCGUAUGUGAGAGCAAAAGAUCACGUCGACAAAUGCGUCCGCCCGGAUGAUUUACCUGGUCAGACGAAUACCGAGGCAGAUUGGGGCUUUAUGGUCGAUGCCAUGGACUGGGAAGCUGUAUGA
Molecule: messenger RNA, 780 nt
Organism: Penicillium salamii
Lineage: Eukaryota; Fungi; Ascomycota; Eurotiomycetes; Eurotiales; Aspergillaceae
Source: the annotation of a GenBank genome assembly